AUGGAGAUCAGGAGGCGUGGCAGUCCAUCGUUUCUCACAUAUUGGAUAUUUUUAUUACAAAUGUUAGGAAGCGCGCGUCGCGGCGCCGAGGGUCACGGCCGCCUCAUGGACCCCCCGGCACGCAAUUCCAUGUGGAGGUUUGGCUUCCCCAACCCCGUCAACUACAACGACAACGAGCUAUUCUGCGGGGGGUAUGCCGUCCAGUGGGAGCAGAACCAGGGGCGGUGUGGAGUAUGCGGAGAUGCGGAACACCUCAACGAACCGCGGCCACACGAGGCAGGCGGUAUGUACGGCAAGGGCAUCAUCACCAGGCACUACAGCGUUGGACAGGAAAUAGAAAUAGAAGUAGAGUUGACGGCUAACCAUCUGGGUACGUUUGUUUUAAAACUGUGCCCGAACAACAACCCCAACCAAGAGGCCACUCAGGAGUGCUUUGACAGGUACCCACUCUUCAUAUCCGGCACACGAGAGGACAGGUUCCUCAUUCCCCUGGACACCGCGAAGAAGGACACCUUUAGGUACAGGGUGAGGUUACCGCCCUAUGUCACCUGCACGCAGUGUGUCCUGCAAUGGACCUAUUAUACCGGAAACAUGUGGGGCAUUUGCUCCAACGGCACCGAGGCGGUUGGAUGCGGGCGCUCCGAAACCUUCAGGAACUGCGCGGACGUGAGCAUUAUCACCAGCACCGGAGGCCUUCCGCCGGCCUUCGCUGGCGACCUGCGCCGCGACAACCCCUUCCUGUUAUACUACCGGGACUUCAGCAUGCCGCAGAGCGUCUUUCCACUCGUUGUCAGCAACGGUAUUGAUAUUGAGACCGAAGCGGGCGUAGGUCCACACAUCAUUAGGGAUCAAGUGUGCGUGCCGUCUGAGGGUUACCGUGUAAUCCCGGGCAUGUUGAACUGGUGCCAGACCAACUGUCUGCGGUAUCCCCCCAACUGUCCAGAGACGCUGUGCCACUGUCCCCAAGUGUGCGAGGCAGUCGGCGAGUUGGAAGGGCGGGAGGGUGCGGACGUAUACUGUUUGGACCAGUGCAUCGUGUACCCACCCCGCUGCCCCAGGAACAGGUGUCGCUGCUACUGA
Pararge aegeria (speckled wood butterfly) is the source of this 1080-nucleotide messenger RNA. RefSeq lists its product as uncharacterized. Bases 1 to 1080 code for a protein of 359 amino acids. Lineage: Eukaryota; Metazoa; Arthropoda; Insecta; Lepidoptera; Nymphalidae. The transcript has 9 exons. The record is from RefSeq and is a predicted model, not a curated record.